GCGCUGCUAUUGGAAAACAAGGCAAAUUACAGGAGCACAGGCUGUGGGAGGAAAGGCAGCCAAGGGUGGGGUUGGGAUCCCUCCUCCCAGCAGGGCUGUGUGUAGGGUUGGGAUCCCCUCCACUGGGGCCACGUGUGGGGCAGCCCCGUGGCGGUGAGGAGGGCAAGAAGGGCCGUUGGACCCCCCCCAUCCAUUGGAACCUCCCCCCCCAUUGGAACCCCCCGUCCGUUGGCCUCGUGCAGCAGUGGCCGUUGAACGGGGUUGGCAUGGCAGGGGGUGGUGGGAGGCCGUGCUCCCCCCAACAAGCCCUGCUGGGGAUGGCGGCCAUCAUGGCAGUGGUGGUGGAGGCACGUCAGGGCGCUCCGGGAGGAGCAAGAGCUGCACCGGAGGAAGAGCAACCUUCUGUUGGCUUUUUUCAGAAGAAUAUGGUCUAUGGCAAUGAUCAGCGUGCAGAAAACGUAUACGUUAAAACGUUCACCAACAGCCCAACCCUGGUGUGCAUGGAUUUGCCUCUUUCUCAAGACGAAGUAAUAGAUCCCAAGUAUUCAUGGACUGGCCCAGAUGGGAGGAAGUUAGAAGGGCAAGGAUACGCGAAUCUCACAAGCUCUGGGGAGCUGGUGCUGGUGGGCUUCCAGGAGUCCAUGUCCGGAGCCUACAAGUGUGCACUUUCCCACAGAAUCAUAGAAACCUCAGCACAAAAAGAAGUAGAUGUGACCAACACCUACAGGUUCAUGGUGUAUGCAUACAGGGAAGCCAACCACGUGUACCAGGUCUCGGUCCGUUUCACUUCAAAGGGAUGUGAGCUGGCAGCCAACGCACGGUUCGUGGAGGAGCUGAAGAAGAUCCUGGAGGAUCUCAUCUCCGACCUGACGUGCCGCGUGGGGCGGCUCUCGUACCGCUGCCAUUCCCUCGAGGUUCCCCACCGGGGCUCCCCGAGCGAACUCUUCAUCACUUUUCAGGUGAAUCCCUUUGCUCCGGGAUGGGAAGAUCUCUGCAGCCGCCUUCCUCAGGACUGUGAGGACACCACGAACCAGAGAGCUCAGCAGGCAAGCGAGCGAAUAGGAGAGUUUUUCAGGAAGCAGACUUACGCUCUGAAGCACCAAUUUCAGACCGUUCCUACCAUACAUUACGUGGAGGGCAGCUUCUCCGUGACCCCCAUCGACAGCUGCCACCCAGGAUUUGGGAGGAACGACAUCACCCACCGGAGCUGUGCCGGCUGCUGCGUGGUGUGCAGCCCUGGGACGUACAGCCCCGACAGCGCUGGCAGCUGCAGGCUGUGUGCGAGGCACCGCGCUGCGGGGUACGGAGCAAAAUCCUGCCCAUGAAUGUGGCACUGAAUGCAGAAACAGGAGGUGUGAAAGCAUCGCUGGUCUCCCGAUCCUCUGCGUGCUGAGCUCCUGGUCCUGGAGCUCUACAUGCAGUUUGAGCAGCGGCUGAGCUCCUCCACUCGUGCACCCCUCCUGCAUUUCCUGUAUUCGGGCAUAAAAUGGGGUGUUUAUUCAGGGUAAAGCAACCUGUGUGUGUCACAAAGCUGCUGCUGCUCCCUGGGGGUGAUCCCAAACACCACACGGUGCUCUGGGGGCACGGAGGGGUCCUGGCAGCAGAGCAGGACGGGGUCGCGUGUGCCAGAAUGCCAUGAGAAGUUCCUCAGGUGUGAAGCACCAAAUCCUCACCAUUUAGGAACACAAACGCACUUCCCUUGGUUUUCCCCUUUUCUUUACAUCCUGAAGGUUUUGUUCUGCCCAGUGCAGGGCUGGAUGGUUCCUUGGGAAACCACUGCUGAUGCUGCGGGGCGUUUUGCACUGUGCAUCCACCAGCCAUGGGGAGGGUCUCUGAGAUGGGCCUUAAUGAAUUCGGCCCUAACGAGCUCUGCAGUGCAGGUGGGAGAUGAAGAACUCUGCCCUUAUGGCUCAGCCCGUCUGCCCGGAAGGAGCGGUGCAGCAGAGGGAAGGAGGGAGUGUGGACAUCCAGGGAGGGAUGGAUGGAGGCUCCUGCGCCUUCUCCACUAGGUGCUGCUGCGUUCUUUCCUCCCUCCAUCCAAGUACGAAUGGCACGGCCCCGCUCACUGCACAGCAGCUGUGAGCUCCUGGGAUCGGCAGCGGGUCGAGAUGAGAACUUCCAAAGCACUGAGAUAACAAGAGAGCUCAGCUCAGCAAAGCUUUGCUCCUGCCGGCUUUGGACGGCGAGCUGCUGUAUCUGCAAUCGAUUGUUUUGCUCAUUAAGCAGCAUUAGGACGGAUUCUACUCCAGUGCUUUCAGUCCAUCCCCAGAAGCGCUGCUGCCUUCCCACCCAUCCCACGCAGCACGGAGCUCCAUCAGCCAUUCAUCAGAGCUGCCGCCCUCCUGUCUGCCCCUCAGCCUCCCCAGGGGGCACAGAAUUGCUCCCAGCCCCCUCUGCUCCCCGCUGUGGCACAGCUGAGGUCCCACCACGCACAGGGCAGCAGCCCCAGCUCGGAGCACGGAGCUCUGUGCCAUCAGCCUGGCUCUGCACAGCGCCAACCCGCACAGACGAGCAGCUCCCUCUCGGUGACCGCCGCUUCCCACAGCACCCAGAAAUCCCUCCGUGGGUAUUCAUCCAAAAACCAACCAGAUUCUGCCCAGUUCAGCUUAUCCGUGCUGACAGCCGGGCAGCAGAAGGCGGUGUGGGCACAGACUGUGCUCAGAGCUUUUCGGAAUCAUCGCUUAUUAAGUGCUGAUGGAUAAGAUGUACAUCUGAACCGCCCCUGGGGUGGCUGCUACCAGAGCCAACUGGACCCCACGCUGCCCGGGGGGACGCAGCAGAAGGGCUCUGCUCCCUGCACUCCUCUUUGCCAGCAGAGGAAUGUCACAGCCAUCAGCUGUUAGGUGAAGAAGCAGCAGGGGGGCACUGAGCACCAUCCAGUGCUCACCACCCACUCCUCCAACCCCUUUUAAAGCGGCGGGGUUGGAGCCAACUCCCGCAGCAGUUCAGCCUUAAGAACGUGGAAAAGUGAAUCAAACCUUUUGGCUUCACACUGCGGAGGAGUCUGUGCCAUCAGACCAGUGCAGGACAGAGUGCACACCUAUAGGGCAGUACCUUUUCUAUUCCACAACCUCAACAGCUCCCAGGGAGGGUCCCGGCCCCCCCAGGUUCUGCUGAAGCCCAGCCUGGGGCGAGGAUGUGGGAGCCCUGAUGGCAAACAGACAGAUGGACGUGAGCUGCAGGAAGAUGAUGGAGGCUUCAUCGCUGCCACCAGCUGGGGCAACCUGCCCAAAACCUCCCCAUGGCCCCACAAAAAGGCUCCAGAAUCCUCCUAAAACCCUCCUCACAAAUCCCCUCCAGAACUUCUCCUAAAAUCUCCCCCCAAAAUCUCCCCAUAAUCCUCUCCAAAUCCGCUCCAAAUCUUCCCCAAAUUCUACCCAAAUCUCCCCAAAACCUCCCAGGAAUCUCCCCAAUUCACCCCCGGCGUUCACCCCAAAACUCUCCCCAAAUCCUCCCCCAAAUCACCCCCAGACCUCCCCAGACCUCCCCCUUGGACCCGCAGUGCUCUCAGCCCACUCCCUGCCUGUAUUUUCCCCUCAGCCCGUCCCCAUAAGGGCAGCAGGGCAGCUUUAAUGCGUCCUUUGCAGGCAGCGCAUCGCCGUGGGUCGCUGUUGGCAGCAGUGCCACUGUAAAAGGAUUUUUUGUGUUGAAAAUAAAUAAAUAUGAUCUUCUGGAGCUGGAGGGCUGCUGGCAAAGUGUGGGUCGGCCUUCAUCACCGCGUAAUCGCCGU
Meleagris gallopavo (turkey) is the source of this 3730-nucleotide messenger RNA. It is a transcript of the gene ZPBP2, whose product is annotated as zona pellucida binding protein 2. Gene Ontology annotation, biological process: binding of sperm to zona pellucida; acrosome assembly. Gene Ontology annotation, cellular component: extracellular region; acrosomal vesicle; zona pellucida receptor complex. NCBI's taxonomy places the organism in Eukaryota, Metazoa, Chordata, Aves, Galliformes, Phasianidae. The record is from RefSeq and is a predicted model, not a curated record.